AUGGGAUCACCAGAUUCGAAAACCUCACUCGUGAAGAACCGCCAUGACACUGGUGGGGCUUACCAGAGUAUAGGGCGUCCGGACGAGAAACCAGGGUUGAGUACGUGGGAUAUGAUCCUGUUAACCUUGAAUUUGGCUGGAAUACAGUUUACUUGGACUGUUGAACUAUCUUAUGGUACUCCAUACUUACUCCACCUUGGUCUAUCCAAGAAUCAAGUUGCAUUAGUGUGGCUUGCCGGUCCACUCUCCGGACUCAUAAUUCAACCCCUUGUUGGUGCUUUCAGUGAUCGUUCUACUUUCCGUCUUGGUCGUCGAAGACCCUACAUCAUCAUUGGUGGUCUAUUGGUGUGUUUAUCAAUGAUUGCGGUCGCAUACAGUAAAGAAUGGGCUGAUAUUUUUGUUAGAUGGAAAGGAUGGGAAGAUUCUGAACAUACGAAAACCUCGAUCGCUAUAUGGAUCGCAGUAGUAGCUUUCUAUUUUCUCGAUUUUUCACUCAACGCAGUGAUGGCAUCUUGUCGAGCUUUGAUUCUUGACAUCCCUCCUCCCCGGCAACAAGAGCUUGGUAAUGCGUGGGCAGGGAGAAUGAUUCACUUUGGGAAUGUCAUUGGCUUUACUGCUGGAUACAUAGACUGGAUCGGAUAUUUUCCUCUAUUGGGAGAUAGUCAAUUGAAAGUAUUAUGCUCGAUUGCAAUUCUCACCCUGGUUUUAUCUUUAUUGGCGACUUGUUUGAGUGUUAGUGAAGAAGCAUAUGUAAAUAUUGACGAGAAUAAUGAGCCAUGGUAUUAUACUUUGGUAUCCAUUUAUAGAGCAUUUAGAUAUUUACCCGUGCCAGUACAAAAAGUCUGUAAUGUACAGUUUUUUGCAUGGAUGGGAUGGUUUCCAUUCUUAUUUUACAGUACGACUUGGAUUAGAGACAUCCACGUAACAAACAAUCCACACAAUGACAAUGCAUACGAAGAAGGCACUCGUUAUGGCUCGCUUGCUCUUCUUCUCUAUUCAAUAAUCUCAGUAAUUGCAGGGGUUAUUCUCCCACAACUCACCGCCACAUCAACUCCCAUAUGUAACCAAUUUACAAUAUACAAUAUCUACACUGCAUCGCAUAUUAUGUUUGCACUUUCGAUGCUUGCCACAUACUUUGUUGGUGAUGUUCCACAAGCAAUGGUCGUUCUCGCCUCUGUAGGGAUACCUUGGGCAGCGUCUAUGUGGAUUCCAUAUGCGCUGGUUGGUGAAUUUGUUGCCAUUAAAGACGAGAGAGCUAUCGCUGCUAAUGCAGACAUAAGGCCAGUAGAUAACCACGAUAUCGAACAAGUGAUUGCUGAAUCUUCAUCUUCUGCAUCAGAAAGUACUCUGCCACUAUCCCUGGAUGAGGAAAUAAAAACUAAUGAUGAAAAUUCUAGAACGGAAGAUGCUUCAGACAAUGAAGAAGAAGAAGAAUUUGAUGCUGGAACAGUUCUUGGAAUACAUAACAUGUAUAUUGUUUUUCCUCAAUUUGUUAUCUCAUUGAUAAGUUCGGCUAUUUUCUCUGUUGUUGAAGCUAAGAGACAGGGAUUACAUGAUGGAGAAGGCGAUGAAGGGGUAGCUGGUGAUGUUGGUAUCGUGUUAAGGUUCGGAGGAUUAAUGGCGAUAAUAGCAGCUAUCCUAUCAAGAAGUUUGGUCCAUAUACCAAUUACGGGGAGGUAG
Messenger RNA from Paraglomus brasilianum, 1680 nucleotides. NCBI's taxonomy places the organism in Eukaryota, Fungi, Glomeromycota, Glomeromycetes, Paraglomerales, Paraglomeraceae. The record is from the annotation of a GenBank genome assembly.